AUGAAAAGAUACGUUAUAAAUAAUAACACAUUACAUAACUCCAAAAAAAUAAGAGUAGCAUACGAAUAUGAAAGUGAAAUAAAAAAAACAGGCUACAACUCACCAAGUAUUUUUGAUCUUAAUUAUAUUUAUAACAGUAUAGGGAGCAUGGAAAGGAAAAAAAUAAAUGUAGAAAAAUUUAAUUGGUUUAAUAUAGAAGAAAAUGUAAAGAGACAAAAAACAAAUCUUUUUAAUAUUUUCAAUGAUUUAAAAAAUGUAAAAGAAAUAGAUGAAUAUGAUGGAAAUGAAAACAACAAUAAAAACAACAAUGGAUGUAACGAUAAUAAAAGAAAAAUGUAUAACGAUAUAAAGGGUAUAAUUAAGAAGCCUAUUCGAAGAAAAUUUGAAAAUAUUAAUAUGUAUAAUAGUGAUCAUAUAAAUAAAAAAAUAAAUAGUAGAAAAAUAAUGGAUUGUCAAAAAAAAGACGAAAAUGAUGAAAACAAAAAAUGUAACUUGAUUAAAAAUAAAUAUUAUGAAAAAAUAAAUAGUUUAUUAAAACAUAUGCAUAUGAGUAAAAUUGCUCGAAAAAAUGGAUAA
Messenger RNA from Plasmodium yoelii, 576 nucleotides. Its product is annotated as conserved Plasmodium protein, unknown function. NCBI's taxonomy places the organism in Eukaryota, Apicomplexa, Aconoidasida, Haemosporida, Plasmodiidae. The transcript has a single exon. Bases 1 to 576 code for a protein of 191 amino acids. The record is from RefSeq and is a predicted model, not a curated record.